Colletes gigas is the source of this 2628-nucleotide messenger RNA. RefSeq lists its product as uncharacterized. The transcript is spliced from 7 exons. NCBI's taxonomy places the organism in Eukaryota, Metazoa, Arthropoda, Insecta, Hymenoptera, Colletidae. The coding region runs from base 130 to 2628 and encodes 832 amino acids. Gene Ontology annotation, molecular function: serine-type endopeptidase activity. The record is from RefSeq and is a predicted model, not a curated record. Gene Ontology annotation, biological process: proteolysis.
GAAAGUGUUUGGUUAGAGAGCGAAACUCCUCGACGCAUCGCAGACGAUCGCUGUCGGUCGUUGGUUGCAGACAUUCCCGCAAACAAGGAAUUUUUAUCAGGACCUCGACGAAAUCCACAACCCCUAAGGAUGAUACUCUGGGUAGUUUGGUUACUCGGCGUAGCCAUCAACAGCUACGCGGUGCAAGCACAGAUCGAGACGUCCUCUCCGAUGCGUUUCGAGGAAUCGGAGGGACGCGAAUGGUCUUGGCAAAACGAAGACACGCAAUCGAUUGGUGGAUCGCAACAGGACACCACGGAUAAGAGAAACGUGGCGGAAUCAAACGCGAGCGUAGAAAACGUCGACGAUAGGUCGAGGGAGCAUCGAUCGGCGGAGUCGUUGAUCGAGGAAAUUCUCGUCUCUAACCGGCAGGGUCGCAACAUCGAGGGUUACGAUCAAGUGUAUGCUGACCCGGACGUAAAGAAUGCGCUCCAGAUAGGAAACGACACGAUCGCACGAUCGUACAUUAGGGACAAACUGUGCUCGUUGGGAUUAAUGAACUGUGAAAGCAUCGAAGGACGUCGACCGUACUACUCCCCCCAUCGCGGAAUCUACCCCCAAGACAUAAUUUACGCCCAACCGGUGACCAUUAAGCCAGUUGGAAGACCUUUGCCAGCAAUUCCCGUGAAGAGACCUUACGGGCUAGGGAAACCUGUGCCCCCGCCUCUUCCACCCCCCGGAAGCUUCGCCUCUUCCGGUCCGACGCCAGAUCUGAUCUACGGGAUCGGUGGUCCCCCGCAUCCCCCAUCGAUUUCCCAGUUUGGUCCGCCGCCGUCCGGACUGAUCGGUUCUUACCCGAAUUUCAAGAAGCCUGGACCACCGUUCUCCGCGUCAAAGCCUGUGUACGAAGCUGGAACUGGCUUUGAGUACGAUGGGAAUGAUCAGUUCAUCGAUAAGAAGCAAAUCUCCUUACGGCCAACAAGUCAUCUCGGCACGGAUCCCGUUCAACAACACGUUCACCAUCACUAUCACCACGCUCAGGGCGGUCAAAGCGUACCAUCGAACCCAUCGAUCUAUGGUCAGAGUUAUGGCACCGUGGGAGCGACCUACGACCUCCCCGGAACCGGGAUUCCUGGUGGCUACCAAGAUCUCGACGAUUACAAGAAGGCGUUCAAAGUGAAAGCGACAGGAAACAAGGAGGCCAACGGUUUCAUCGGUUCCGCGUCGGCGAGCAACUACGCCGAACGGUAUCCCGUUUAUGAGAAACCCACGCGCGACACCGCCUUCAGUAAAUCGGACGGCCAGAAAACAGGCAAAUACUACGGUUCGGGCAACUACUUGUCCCCGAACACCGUGCAAGCCUCCAACGGAGAUUACGCGUUUGGUGCGACCACCAACAACAACAAUUACUAUUCGCAAAACUCCUACGAGAACGACAACAACUUUGGAAACGAUUUCUCGGCGAACUAUGCGCCUGACUGCGUUUGCGUUCCGUACGAACAGUGCCCUGGCGAACACGCUGGACGCAAGGACGAUCUGUUCCUUCCUAUCGAUCCGCGAAAUUUGAACAAAAAUAUCGACGCUGAAAAUAUAGAGGCUGGCGUCGAAGGGAAUGGAACUUUAGCGACUGUGGUGCGUGUGGAGAAGGAUGGCGAGACUGGGUCGACUCCGAGGACUUCCGGCGAAAAUGGUAGGACUAAGAGGCAGACCAACGAAGCGUCUGAGGACGUCGAGGCUAGGAAGAAGGGAAAUGGAGAAGGGAGACAAUUCAUCGCCGGUGCCCCUCGAAUAUGCGGACCAGGACUCGUCUGCUGCCCGAGGAGACAAUCCACGACGAAACCACGACCUGGUCAGUGCGGAAUCAGGUACACGCAAGGCAUCAACGGACGUAUCAAAACUCCUUCAAACGUGGACGGAGACGCAGAAUUCGGUGAAUAUCCAUGGCAGGUUGCGAUUCUGAAGAAGGACCCAACGGAGAGCGUGUACGUUUGCGGUGGUACCCUGGUUUCUCCUAAACACAUUCUGACGGCGGCGCAUUGCGUGAAACCCUACGCGGCUCGAGAUCUUCGCGUUCGACUCGGAGAAUGGGACGUGAAUCACGACGUAGAGUUCUAUCCAUACAUCGAACGGGACGUGGCCAGCAUCCACGUGCAUCCUGAAUUUUAUGCCGGUACCUUGUACAAUGAUAUCGCCAUAUUGAGGUUCGAUCAUCAAGUCGACUUCCAAAGGAACCCCCACGUCAACCCUGCCUGUCUUCCAGACAAACGGGACGAUUUUGCAAGGAGCAGAUGCUGGACAACCGGUUGGGGUAAAGACGCUUUCGGAGAUUUCGGUAAAUAUCAGAACAUUCUGAAAGAAGUCGACGUGCCUGUAACGAGCAACCUGAUUUGCGAGCAACAAAUGCGUCGAACGAGGUUGGGUCCUGGCUUCAAUCUUCAUCCGGGAUUCAUUUGCGCCGGAGGGGAGGAGGGAAAAGACGCGUGCAAAGGCGAUGGCGGUGGUCCUAUGGUCUGCGAGCGAAAUGGUCGCUGGCAGCUGGCUGGAAUCGUAUCCUGGGGAAUCGGUUGUGGACAACCGGGCGUUCCUGGCGUCUACUCUCGCGUUUCCCAUUACCUUGAUUGGAUUCAGCAAAUUAUCAAUCGUUAUUGA